CGCGCCUCGCUGCAGGCGGCAUGAGGGGCGGCCGCGUGCGGUUGCUGCAGGCGGUGGACACCGAGCUCACCGCGGACGCCGUGGCCUGGUGCCCGCUGCGGGGCCGCAGGCACCUCCUGGCGUGCGGGACCUACCAGCUGCGCGCGCCCGGGUCGGCGCCCGCCAGCCGCGAGGCCCAGAGCCCGCCGGACGCCUCCGGGCCGCAGACGCGCGCGGGCCGCCUCUACCUGUACAGCUUCUGCGGGGGCCGCCCCGCAGCCCCGCUGGCGGAGGCGCAGCGGAGAGACGGCGCUGCCAUCCUGGACGCCAAGUGGUGCCACGUCCCGGUGGCCGGUUCCGCCCUCCUGGGCUUGGCCGACGCCGGCGGAUCCGUGGAGCUGCUGCGCCUGGUGGAAUCCGAGGACAGCAGCUGCACGUUACAGCCGGUGUCCAGCCUUGGCCUGGACGAGCAGUGUCUGGCUUUGUCCCUGGACUGGUCUCCUGGGAAGCUUGGAAGUGCCGGUGAGCAGCCCUUGCAGAUCAUCAGCAGUGACUCCAAGGGGCGGCUGCACCUUCUGAUGGUGCACGAAGAGGGUUCGGGACUGCAGCGUGCGGCCUCCUGGCAGGCCCACGCAUUCGAGGCCUGGACCGCUGCCUUCAAUUACUGGCGGACUGACGUCGUGUAUUCAGGGGGAGACGAUGGCCUUCUGAGAGGCUGGGACACCCGGAUGCCUGGCACUUCGCUGUUCACCAGCAAGAGACACUCGAUGGGGGUGUGCAGCAUCCAGAGCAGCCCCCACCAGGACCAUGUCUUGGCCACAGGAAGUUACGAUGAGCACGUUUUGCUGUGGGACACGCGGAACAUGAAGCAGCCAGUGGCAGACACACCCGUGCAGGGCGGCGUGUGGCGGCUCAGGUGGCACCCUUUCCGGCACCACCUGCUCCUGGCGGCCUGCAUGCAUAGUGGCUUUAAGAUCCUGGACUGCCAAAAGGCCCUGGAGAAGCAGGAGGCAGCAGUCUUGGUGUCCCACAUGAUGCCCAGCUCGCUGGUAUAUGGGGCCGACUGGUCCUGGCUUCCAUCCUGUUCACCACAGCCUGGGCCCUCAUUGGCCUUUCCACACAGCAACGAGAGAACCAGACCGGCAGACACAGCCACAAACAAGCCCCUGGGGCCCUCUCUCGACCAUCUAGUGGCCAGUAAGGGGGAGGACCAUCCAAGAUCCCCAGGCACAGUCAACCCUCUGGCCUGCCUCCUACCACUCACAGGUGAGAUGAGCAGCAACGGCAGUCAGCUGCACACCACAGCCAAGGCGCAGGACUGGGACCCUGACCUGCAAGAGGCAAACUUGGAUGUCAGCCUCCUGGCCACCUGUUCAUUCUACGAUCACGUUCUCCACCUUUGGAAAUGGGAAGUGAACGGAGCUCAAGACCCUCCCCACAGCCAAGCUGAGGAAACUGCCCAAUGCAGGCAGCCAGUGUCUGUCAGCCAGGCUUCCCUGCAGGACCACUGAAGAGGCCCUGGUGUCCACCUGGCAGUGACUGGGGUACCAGCCCACAGACUUAUUUCUCAGGUGGAUGUUGACCUUAGCCCUUUGGCUUAUGCUAAUUAAAAGAAGUCUGAGAAGUUACUGUUACAUCAGAAGUAACUCUGGAUGGACAUUAAAAGGCCACCUUGGAGUGGGCACUUGGGACACCCCUGAUGCACAUCAGAGUGGCUGCCUUGGGGCUGGUGUUGUGGCUUAGCAGGUAAAGCUGCUGCUUCUAUGGAAUCCUGUGUGGGCACCGGUUCGAGUCCUGGCUGCUCUGCUUCCAACCCAGUUCCCUGGAAAUGCACCAGGCAAAGCAGUGGAGGAUGGUCCAGGUGCUUGGGCCCUGCACCCGCAGGGAGAGCCGGAUGAAGCUCCUGGCUCCAGCCUGGCCCAGUCCCAGCUGUUGCAGCCAUUUGGGGAGUGAGCCAGUGGAUGGAAGAGCUCUGUAUCUCUUUGUAACUCAAAUAAAUAUAUAUAUUUUUAAAA
This is a messenger RNA of Lepus europaeus (European hare), 1994 nucleotides long. It is a transcript of the gene DPH7, whose product is annotated as diphthamide biosynthesis 7. Gene Ontology annotation, molecular function: protein binding. Bases 21 to 1490 code for a protein of 489 amino acids. The transcript is spliced from 9 exons. The record is from RefSeq and is a predicted model, not a curated record. Lineage: Eukaryota; Metazoa; Chordata; Mammalia; Lagomorpha; Leporidae.